AUGGUUAUUAAAUCAGGUAACUCAGAUGUCAUCGGAGACCACGAGCAGAGUCCCAAUAGGGUCUUCUGGGCCUGUAUCAACCAUCUGGGCAGCCAUAUCUAUGGAGGACUAGAGCAGUACAACCAAACCUGGCCCAUAGAGGAAAACGUGUACAGCUGUUACUCGUACGUCAGCAAAGAGCAAGACAAUGUUGGCGUGGCAGAGCGUUACUGGCUCUUCUCCGAUGGCCGGUACGUUUACAUUCCUCAAUACGUGCCUCUUUUCAUAGAACAGAACACGAAUACGCCAGAGGAUGCAUUAUGUUUCACUUCCAAGAGUGUUACGGAGAUAACAAUCUGCAAAUACGAAAACGAAAGGGUUGCACACGAGAAGGCCAUCGCAGAUCGCCUAGGCAAACCCGUAGGCAUUCUAGACGAGCGCAUAACCACGCAUCCUAUACGGUCGACGUGGGCGCGUUACAAGAGAGAUAUCAACGACACGACAGUGAGACAGUUCGCCAACGAGAUAGUAGAUCACGACUUCAACAACAGCCAGACUGAGAUAGACGACAAGUGGCAUACUUGUUACGGCAGCCUCACGUUCGACCCCGCCAAAUUCCCUGAUGUCAGAGCGCUCGUAGACGACCUGCACGCUCUUGGGUUCCGUGUCACACUGUAGGUGCACCCGUUCAUCAACUCUGACUGCGAACCGCAUUACUCGAGGGCGCUUGAGAGGGCCUGGUUCGUCAGUGACUCCGAGGGGAGCACCAACACCAGCUGGUGGAACGGUGAGGGCGGCAUCAUCAACUUCAACGACGCUUCAACUAAUGGCCAAUGGGCUAGUCGUGUUGCGAAACUUACGAGUGAGACGGGAAUAGACUCGUUCAAGUUCGACGCCGGCGAGACCAGCUGGCUACCACAGCCUCCAGUACUGAGGCCACAGAAGAUGAACCCGGUGCAGUACUCUAUGGACUACGUGCAGACCGCUGCCCAGUUCGGGGCGAUGGUGGAGGUUCGCGUCGGCCAACACAGCCAGCAGUUCCCGUACUACGUCCGCAUGCUCGACAAGGACAGCAGAUGGGGCUUCGACAACGGCCUGGCUUCGCUGGUGACGACGCUGCUGCAGAUGAACAUGGUGGGCUACCCCUUCGUCCUGCCAGACAUGGUGGGUGGCAACGGCUACGGCAGCGACGUCCUCACCAAGGAGCUCUUCAUUCGCUGGCUGCAGGCCACCGUCUUCAUGCCGGCCAUUCAGUUCUCCUACGCGCCCUGGGACUUUGACGACGAGACGGUGGACCUUACUCAGCUCGUGGAGCUUCACGGUCGCUAUGUGGCGCUGAUGCGGUAUAGGACGCCGACUCCGUCAACCCCCCCAGUCUGGUGGGUCGACCCCACCGACGACGACACGCCCCUCGGCAUAAACUCAGAGUUCCUGCUGGGAGAGGACCUGUUGGUGGUGCCGGUGCUGGAAGAAGGUGCCAUCAACCGCGACAUCUACCUGCCGACGGCCAACUGGACAGACGAGGUUGACGCGGAACACCCCAUAAUAGAGGGACCCGUUUGGCUCACCAACUACUCGGCUCCGCUCAGCGCCCUGCCAUACUUCUCGAGUAUCUCUAGUUCUUUGGCAUUACAGUUCAUAAUUGUAAACUGCCUUUGGGAUCUGAAAUAA
Messenger RNA from Schistocerca serialis cubense, 1650 nucleotides. RefSeq names its product myogenesis-regulating glycosidase-like. Gene Ontology annotation, biological process: carbohydrate metabolic process. The transcript has 7 exons. The record is from RefSeq and is a predicted model, not a curated record. Gene Ontology annotation, molecular function: hydrolase activity, hydrolyzing O-glycosyl compounds. NCBI's taxonomy places the organism in Eukaryota, Metazoa, Arthropoda, Insecta, Orthoptera, Acrididae.